This is a messenger RNA of Capsella rubella, 1309 nucleotides long. Its product is annotated as protein STRICTOSIDINE SYNTHASE-LIKE 10. Gene Ontology annotation, molecular function: strictosidine synthase activity. The record is from RefSeq and is a predicted model, not a curated record. Lineage: Eukaryota; Viridiplantae; Streptophyta; Magnoliopsida; Brassicales; Brassicaceae. The transcript has 3 exons. Bases 64 to 1188 code for a protein of 374 amino acids. Gene Ontology annotation, biological process: biosynthetic process.
AAGAAGCACUCGUAACAGUGAUUUGUAGCGAAACAGAGUGCAAAAAUCUCACUGACCUCCACCAUGACGACGAUGCUCGUUACACUGUUCGUAUCAGCGGUUGUGACAACCCUCGCAAUCCUUGUAUCGACUUCUCAAACCGGUUAUGGCAUCUUCGCACCGCCUAAAAUUGCCGGUUCGCGUGAUGUUUUCCCGUCGGCCAAAGUGGUUAACUUAACCGGAGCCUCCGGUCCGGAGAGUAUAGCUUUCGAUCCAUCAGGGGAAGGUCCGUAUGUUGGCGUCUCCGACGGUAGAGUCUUGAAAUGGCGCGGUGAAUCGCUUGGAUGGACUGAUUUCGCUUACACAUCGGCUAAUAGGGAGAUGUGUGUUCGCCCAUUUGCACCAGAGUUGGAGCAUGUGUGUGGAAGGCCAUUAGGAUUGAGGUUCGAUAAGAAAAGUGGAGAUCUUUACAUAGCGGAUGCUUACUUUGGUCUUCUUGUUGCUGGUCCUGCUGGUGGUUUAGCCAAACCUUUGGUUACAGAAGCUGAGGGGCAGACGUUUCGUUUCACUAAUGAUUUGGACAUUGAUGAGCAGGAUGAUGUCAUUUACUUCACAGAUACCAGUGCCAUAUUCCAGAGAAGGCAAUUCUUAGCUGCUGUUUUGAACGUCGAUAAGACUGGAAGGUUUAUCAAGUAUGACAGAUCAAGCAAGAAAGCAACGGUCUUAUUACAAGGCCUCGCAUUUGCAAACGGCGUUGCACUAAGCAAAGACCGGUCUUUUGUAUUGGUAGUUGAAACAACCACUUGCAAGAUCCUAAGGCUUUGGCUCUCUGGUCCAAACGCAGGAACCCAAGAUGUGUUUGCUGAGCUUCCGGGUUUCCCUGACAACAUCAGAAGAAACUCAAAAGGAGAGUUCUGGGUCGCUUUACACUCAAAGAAAGGUCUUUUCGCGAAACUCUCGCUCACUCAAACUUGGUUUAAAGAUUUGGUGCUUCGACUUCCGAUCAGUCCCCCGCGGCUGCACUCGCUGUUCACUGGAGGAAGACCUCAUGCUACAGCCGUGAAGCUGAGUGAAUCAGGAGAAGUUUUGGAGGUACUUGAGGACAAGGAAGGAAAGAGAUUAAGGUUUAUAAGUGAAGUGGAAGAGAAAGAUGGCAAGCUUUGGAUUGGCUCUGUUCUCAUGCCAUUUCUUGGUGUUUAUGAUUUGUAGUUUUCUACAAUGCUUAGACUUAAUUGUCUUUGUAGUGUUAUAAGUUUAUAUGAGUAUCACAUUUUCACAAGCCAUAACUAUGUCGCACGUUAACUCUCAUUGUUAUUUGUUUUUACGUCCA